Messenger RNA from Chrysochloris asiatica (Cape golden mole), 948 nucleotides. Its product is annotated as melanoma-associated antigen 10-like. Gene Ontology annotation, biological process: negative regulation of transcription by RNA polymerase II. The transcript has a single exon. The record is from RefSeq and is a predicted model, not a curated record. The coding region runs from base 1 to 948 and encodes 315 amino acids. Lineage: Eukaryota; Metazoa; Chordata; Mammalia; Afrosoricida; Chrysochloridae. Gene Ontology annotation, cellular component: nucleus.
AUGUCCCUUGGUCAGAAGAGUCACCAUUGCACUGUUGAGCAAGUCCUUCAAGCCCAGAGGGAGUCCCAGGACCUGGCAGGGGCACAGGUGCCUAGUGUUGAGGAGGAGGUGGCCCUGAAGGCCUUGUCCCCCUCCUCAGGAAAUGCCACCUCCUCUGCUACUGCCCUGGUCCAUGGCUCCCUGGAGGAGGAGUCUGGUGUAAGGGUGCCCAGUGCACCCCAGAGCCUGCAGGGGGCCUGGUCCUCUUCCACUGCCAUCGUUGCCUUUCCAAUACCCAUCUCAGCUGAGGGGGCCAGCCACCAGGUAGAGGAACGGGCCAACGCCUCGCGUUCCUGGCAGAAAAAGCAGCUGGGCCAGAAGGUGCUUCAUUUGGUGAGGCUCCUGUUGUUUAAGUAUCAACGGAAGGAGCCCACCACGAAGACUGAAAUAACGGCCCUGGUCACUCACAAAUAUAGGGCCCAGUUCCCCGUGGUCUUCAGGAGGGCCGCAGAGAUCCUGCAGCUGGUCUUUGAGGUCGACGUGAGGGAAGUAGGCCCCAUCGGCCACACCUACGUCCUGGUCACCACACUGGACCACUCCCACCACAGGAUGCCAUCUGGUAGUGCUCUGAGCCUGCAGAAGUCCAGUAGCCUGAUCCUGGUCCUGGGAGUGAUCUUCCUGGAGGGCAGCUGUGCUCAUGAGGAGAAGGUCUGGAAUGUGCUGGGCAUGAUGGGCAUCUAUGUUGGGAGGGAGCACUUCAUCCACGGGGAGCCCCGCAGGCUCCUCACCAAACAUUGGGUGCAGGAGAAGUACCUGCAGUAUAGGCGGGCCCCCAACAGCUUUCCCGUCCAUGGGGAGUUUCUGAGGGGUCCAAGGGCCCACAUGGGAACCACCCAGAUGAAAGUCCUGGAGGUUGUGGCCAAGGUCAGUGGCACUGAGCCCAGCUCCUUCCCUUCCUCACUGCACUGA